AUGCUUACCUUCUGUAUCAAUAAUGCCAUGUACUGGUUUAACAACGUCUUCAACGGGCUUGAGCCGGCCAAGUUUGACAAUGUGACCCGGCAACUCAAUGCCGAUGGCAUGUCGAUUUCAAUUUGGAUUAACAUCUGGAAGAUUCUCGAUGCCACGCGCACGGCUGGCAUACUCUUCACGUGGGUUUUUGUUGCCCUCAGCUCUCGAAAAUCAGACCGUCUUCUGAACUUUUUGAUAAACCAAUCUGAAGCACGAUAG
Molecule: messenger RNA, 258 nt
Organism: Dibothriocephalus latus
Lineage: Eukaryota; Metazoa; Platyhelminthes; Cestoda; Diphyllobothriidea; Diphyllobothriidae
Source: the annotation of a GenBank genome assembly